Molecule: messenger RNA, 2525 nt
Organism: Solea solea (common sole)
Lineage: Eukaryota; Metazoa; Chordata; Actinopteri; Pleuronectiformes; Soleidae
Gene: pigm
Product: phosphatidylinositol glycan anchor biosynthesis, class M
Exons: 8
Coding region: 411-1646 (411 amino acids)
Biological process (GO): GPI anchor biosynthetic process
Cellular component (GO): membrane; glycosylphosphatidylinositol-mannosyltransferase I complex
Molecular function (GO): alpha-1,4-mannosyltransferase activity; GPI mannosyltransferase activity
Source: RefSeq, a predicted model, not a curated record
AAUAUUUCUGUCUAUAAAAAAAUCUUAAAGUCAAAAUGUUUUGAGUUUCUGUGGAUCGUAAAAUACAGGUCUGAUGUUUACUUUGCGACGAAAGAAGCACUCGUUGUCUUUGCUGUCAAUCGCCUCGCUCAUCGGAGUGAGCAGGUGACCUGCUGCCUGUCUCUUUAAGGUGCGGGCAUGGACAAACCCAUGUGACAUAAAUACAGGAAACGUAAUUCUUGUGCUUUGAUUAAAAAACAAACAAACAACGUAAUUAUUGUGCGGCAUCGAAUGAAUAAACUUGUGAAUAAAACAAUGUCGACAAUAUUUCCAGAGUAGUCUGUAGGUUGAGAUGACACCAGUGGGACACAUAUAUACAGAAGCUCAGAGUUGUUAGCUGACUUAGCUUAUGCCUGCUAACCUGGUCGGUCAUGGAGCGGCUGAUUUCCAGGCUCACGGAGCAACGUGUGCUUUUCUCGGCUUCCUUCGCUGUGCGACUAGCUUUGGUCGCUUAUGGAGACCACCAGGAUAGGACCAUGGCGGUGAAGUACACUGACGUUGACUACCAUGUGUUUACAGAUGCUGCGAGGUUCAUUACUGAGGGUGAGUCCCCAUACAAUAGAUCAACCUACCGCUACACUCCUCUUCUUGCCUGGAUUCUCACCCCCAACAUCUAUCUGAGCAUGGUGUUUGGAAAGAUCCUGUUUAUCGUAUGUGAUGUUCUGUCAGGUCUGCUUAUCUACAAAAUCCUCCGCCUGCAAGGUCAAGCCCCUGAGGCUGCACUUCGUGUUUCCUCUCUGUGGCUCCUCAACCCACUGCCCAUGGGAGUAUCAAGCCGAGGAAAUGCAGAGUCCAUCCUUGCAGCCUUGGUGCUGGGUACAUUACUUUGCAUGGAGAGUGGGCGUCACAUUUGGGCAGGUAUUCUGUACGGCCUGUCGGUCCAUAUGAAAAUCUACCCCAUCACAUAUGCCCUGCCCCUCGCUCUGACCCUGCGCACUCCAGACACCAAAACAGAGGCGAACAAACAGAGGUGCAUGUGGAGGAGGCUCCUCAAGUUCACUGGAAGCUUCCUCAACUCUGAACUGUUGCUCUUUGCAAGUGUGGCUGGAGGAGUUUUCUGUGUGCUCACAGCACUCUUCUAUUACAUAUAUGGCUGGGAGUUCCUUUAUGAGACCUACUUGUACCACCUGACCAGACGGGACAUCAGACACAACUUCUCUCCAUACUUCUACAUGCUCUAUCUCACUGCAGACAGCAGGUGGAGCCAGUGGCUUGGUCUGGCUACAUUUCUCCCUCAGGUCAUCCUGCUUUUAGCAGCAUCGUGGGCCUUUCGUUCUGACUUGGCCUUUUCCUGUUUCCUCCACACGGCCAUCUUCGUCUCAUUCAACAAAGUCUGCACUUCACAGUACUUCCUGUGGUACCUGUGCUUGCUUCCUCUGGUCAUCCCUCACCUGAGUCUGACGCUAAAUAAGGGAGUGGGACUGCUGCUCCUCUGGUUUGCUGGUCAGGGCUUAUGGUUGUGCCCGGCCUAUUUCCUGGAGUUUGAAGGCUACAACACCUUCCUGUUGAUCUGGCUGGCUGGAUUACUCUUCUUGAUCAUCAACUGCUUCAUCUUGAGUCAGAUCGUUGCCCAUUACAAACCAACAAAGAGACACAAAGUUGAGUGAUAGCUGACUGAAUGUGGAGGGAUUUUUCUUCACUACGAUUUAAAGCACAUUCCACAUUUUUACGUUGUUUUAAUGGAGUGUAUGGACUUGUGGUUGUGUUGUGUUGAAUCUCAGUCUUCCCAGUGCUUUACUGGUAAUGACUUUGUCAUGUAAGCUUUUCUCAGAGCAGUCUUGUACUGUAGAACAUGUUUUCGACAAAGCCACUGUGGUAUUUUCAGUCAUCCUCAAUUGAACCCGCUGAUUAAAUGCACACAAACAGUUUAAAUCCUGAGUGACUCACUCUGGUCGUCCAACGGCAGUCUUUGAAAUCUUUAACACGUGUCCCACCUGUGGCUGUACUUCACAGCAAAGCAGAUGUUUUCUACUUGCUGGCUGACCCAGAAUACCUGCUGAAAUCUGAGAUCGCAGAAACUUCUCCCACAGCCUCAACAACCAUGAACUAGGCAUGGUUUCUCAGUUUGGUGAAAAAUACUUCAUAGCGCACUGCUCUGCCUCAUCAUAACAACACAUGUUGAUGAAUCACUGUUGAGAACUAAAGUUCACUUUAACACUUACUGCUGAUACCCAGGGAAACACAAGGUAGGCACUACUGUGUACAGAAUAUCAUGAAAAAUGUAAAUGUUUGUGGUCGCGUAGAAAUACUCGACUAAUGUUUGAGUAGAUUUAAUUCGGUCCCCCUGUCCUCAUUUAAAUAGUCUUGUGAAAAACAUAUUUGUCAAACAAGUAAGUAUUCAUGAUAUAUUGCACAACCUUGUACUGGGUUAAGACUUAAUUAUGUUCUGCCUUUAUACUUGUGUAUGUCAUCACAGUUUUGGUGUCAUUGUUAUCAUUACUAAACUGAAUUCAACAAAUAAAUGGUUUAUUUUUUUUUAUUUUUUA